Molecule: messenger RNA, 12861 nt
Organism: Biomphalaria glabrata
Lineage: Eukaryota; Metazoa; Mollusca; Gastropoda; Planorbidae
Product: activated CDC42 kinase 1-like
Exons: 15
Coding region: 412-4374 (1320 amino acids)
Biological process (GO): protein phosphorylation
Molecular function (GO): protein tyrosine kinase activity; protein binding; ATP binding
Source: RefSeq, a predicted model, not a curated record
ACCUUCCUCAGAUAUUGAUCUAAUAGAGGCUUUCUAAUGACAAGUUGAACAACAUAAAAAUAAUUACUUUUUUAGUUGUACACGCAGGUAAAUGCAUGAUCUAAAAGAUUUUAAAUUUGAGAUGAUUCCAGAUAAUUGCAAAUCAAAUUGCCAUUGACUUUCAUUACGUUUCCUGUUAAUUACGGGUCGAGUAUUUAUGAAUUUGUUAAUAUAUUAAUGGUGCUAACUUGUUAAUUUAAUUUACUUUUGUCAGCAAACACCUUAUUGAGUGAACUAUUUUAUGAUAGUCACUAGCAUACAAGAAUGUUGCCAUGAGCCAGAAGCUAGUCAGUCUGAUUGUAGUGCCAAAGGCUAUACCUUUGUCUAUCCAUAUUGUCUUGAGUUUUGAAACUGUGAAAUUCUGCUAUCAUCAUGUCUGGGUCAGGUUUGGAAGAAGAUGGUGGCUCAGAAUGGCUGGUCAAUCUUCUUAAUGAGAUACAGCUUGGUCAAUUCUACAUCAAACUGCGUGAUGACCUUCAAGUCACAAGACUUGUUCACUUUGAUUAUGUAAAGACUGAAGACUUGGAAAAAAUUGGUAUGGGAAAGCCAGCUAUACGCCGCUUGCUGGAUGCUGUUAAAAAACACAAGUCUAUUAGGAAAAAGAGCCUCCUUGAUAAGAUCCUACCCAAAACUGGCAAUGAAAAGGGCCCUCCGCUUCCCAACUCACCCACCAGUCCUGAAAUGGGGGACAUGGCAUUAACUUGCCUUAUAGACAAAAAAAGUGUGUUUCUGCUAGAGAAGAUAGGAAAUGGAUCUUUUGGUGUGGUCAGGAAAGGUGAAUGGCUGACACCAACAGGGAAAAAGAAACAAGUAGCUGUAAAAAUACUACGUGUUGAUGCCUUGUCCCAGCCUGGCUCUUUUGAGGAUUUUGUGAAGGAGGUGAAUGCUAUGCAUACUUUGAAACACAACAAUUUGAUUCAUCUCUAUGGUGUGGUGCUAUCCACUCCACUAAUGAUGGUGACAGAGCUGGCCCUACUUGGCUCUCUCUUAGACAGAUUAAGACAGACUGAUCAACCAAUUCUGAUUUCCACACUCUGUGACUAUGCCAUACAAAUAUCAGUGGGCAUGGCCUUCCUUGAGUCCAAGCGUUUCAUUCACAGGGACCUGGCUUGCAGGAAUGUACUUCUGAAAACUAAUGAAUUGAUAAAAAUAGGUGAUUUUGGUCUGAUGAGAGCAUUACCUAGUCAAACUGAUCACUAUGUUAUGUCUGAACAGAAGAAAGUACCUUUUGCUUGGUGUGCCCCUGAGAGCUUGAAAUCUCGACAGUUUUCUCAUGCUAGUGAUGCCUGGAUGUUUGGCGUUACUUUGUGGGAAAUGUUUACUUAUGGACAAGAACCAUGGUUGGGUUUCAAUGGAUCUCAGAUUCUACAUAAGAUUGAUGUUGAGAAUGAGCGUCUGCCCAAACCACAUGACUGUCCCUGUGACAUUUACCAGCUGAUGAUGCAAUGCUGGGCUUACAAACCUCAAGACAGGCCAUCCUUUGUGGCCCUCAAAGAUUUUCUCUCUGAAGUGAUUCCAGAAAAUGUGAGAGCCACCCGUUCACUUAAUGAAGAAAACAGGCUUAAGUUAGAAGAAGGGGACUUAAUCACUGUCAUUGAUGGGAAACCAGAUUGUUUUUGGUGGAAAGGACAAAAUAGGAGAACAGCUGAAGUUGGAACUUUUCCCAGGACGAUGGUGGAAGUGCAGAGGAAACUUGCAGGUGCAGAUAUUAGUGUACCAUUAAAGAACAGCUUUAUACACACUGGUCAUGGCGACAUUGCAGGCAGCACCUGGGGAGAUCCUGGGCAGAUUGAUGAAGUCUACCUUAGAAAUCCAAUGGACCCUCCGGAUCUCUUUGAAGAAGAUAAAGGCCUAGCUAAUCAGCUGCGAUCAAAAAUCCAAUCCAGUAGUUUCCAGUUCAAUUACAGUAAGUUGAAAGGUGAUCCUGAGCAGAAACGUCCCACCUCUGAUCCUAUUCGCCAGCGCACACAGUCUCAGCGUCAACGGGGCACUAGUCAGAAAAAACAACAGACGAAGAGAGCAUCCACCUAUACCGUUAGGAGUGACACUCCAUCAGUUGCUUCUAACAUCAGUGUUGAAAUCAAACAAGAAGGCAAGUCAGAUGCUCUUCUUAUUGACUUGGCCACCUCACCUAAAGAAACUGCACCAGAAGUAGCUAAGAAACCCUCCAACUUGGAUAUCUUUGACUCACUGUGUAUCUCCACUGAACAGCACUAUGGCAAUAUAGAUCUCCCUGAGCCCCUGUUUACCACGAAGGAACCAGAUCCUUUUGAUGUCAAUGCUCGCUUCCAUUCUGUGCCAAAUAAUGGGGUCAUUAACUGGAACAGCAAUAAGGAAAGUGUUAGCUCAUCUAGCUUCGUCUCAACAGAAGAUAGUAUUAAGAACCUGAAUAAAGCCGCAAGUGGUAUAAACUUGUCAUUAGAGGCCCCAAGCACACCUUCGUUUCCACAGUUGAAACCCCUUGGGAGCGCUGUGACAAACAGCCCAGUAGGGUGUGAAAACAAUCUAAGGGGCAAGCAAAACUCUUCUCCAGUCAGUCAGUCUGCAGCUGUUGCAUUGCUUCCCCCAAACAGCAGAGUGACACAAAAUAGUGACCAAGCAAAAGAGUCUGCCUUUACUUCCAUGAGUGGUGGACUACUAUACUGUGAGCCUCCAUGUGAAGAUCCAUCUUAUCAACCAACUAGGUCUGUGACAAAUGGUUUUGUUGGACAGAACCACAGGUUUAACUCCCCUGCACUUCCCAGGCCACAGAGCACAAGUAACAAGCUGAACAAUUCUGAAAGAGACCUCCAACUUAAGCCUGCUGCUGGUCUUAACCCAGCAUUCAGAGAACGGCUGGAGAAUGUGGUACAAGCCAAUGCUGGUCAGUUGUCCAACAGCAAAGUUUUAACGCAGCAACAAUCUCCCCAGGCCCUGCCUUCUGGAGACUUAAAAAACUUGCAACAAAGCCCACGCAAUCCUUUUCUUCAACAGCCCCCUGUCUCAUCACACAAUGUUGUAAAGCCCACUGCGAAAAUGAGUCAGCCAGACCCAGACAAAAUCAAAACAGAAAAGGCAUUUGACUGGCUGAAUGAAGCCUUAAAGAGCAAUUUGACCAUACAGUCACAGAAAAUUAUGACCAAAGACUUCCAGCUUGUAGGGGAGACAAGUAAAAAGGAUCAAAACUACUUGACACAUCCAAAGUCUGACUCUUUGUCACAGCAGAGCUCCAGCGGAGAUGAAGGUGUCAGUUCAUCAAAAUCUUUGAAAUCAGAUAAAGAGAUACGCUCAUUUGACAAAACUUUGAAUGCAUCACGUUUACCUUUAUAUGAUGAUGUCCCUGCAGAGGCUGCUUGCCAAUCAAGUCACUAUUCUAACUUGGCCAAUGAGCAGGAAAUAUACCAGAACAAAAUGGCAUCAUUUAUUGGCAAUGGUAAUGGUGCUGUUGGUCAAAUGUAUACAACAGAGCACUAUGCUGACAGCUCUGCUUUUAGUGAUGCAGCUUGGGACGAUGAGUUUGAUGAUGAUGAAGAAGAAUUCAAUGAGAAUAUUCUGAAGGAACUAAAUGCCGAAGAUGCUCAGUCACCUUCUAGCAAACCGCCACCUCUACCCCCCAGGACUUACCAAACUAGUGUACAUAAUAGUAGAUCAACUACAAUGUCAGAUAAACCUUAUAUUCUGCCUUUAAAACAAGAUGGACACCAGUUGAGCCAUACGCACUACUUCCUAAUACCAUCAAUAAAUGAGCAGGAUGUCUCCUACAAACGAGAAAAGUCUCCGCCCCAGAGAACAACAGCUACAGUGAAGCCAUUUUUGGUCAACUCUGGCUUCGACAUCAGUGAUGAGCGCAGCAAUGUCAGAGAUUAUCAGAAUGUGAGCGGCCUGAUGCGACAGGAUGUCAUACAGAGGUCUCUCUCGAACAUGUCUAGCUCAUCUUCUAAAUCCAGUGGUGGGAGCUGCGGCUUAGGGGAAUCCCCACCCAGAUCACAUCACCAGUACCAUAGAUCACAGUCCUCGCCUUCCAAACCACGGCCUAUACUCUCUCAGCGGAGAAGUGUGGUGGACGAUAGCCGCUACAUGGGGACCUCACCUCAGGACCGCAUUGCCCUUGUGCAGAGCCGUGUCAUUGGUGUCACGGAUGAUGAGUGCUACACUGCGUUGUCCACCACACAUUGGGACGUGGAGUCAGCCAUUAAGUACCUAAAAGUAGAACAGUUAUUUAGACUGGGUGUGGCAUCCAGACCAAUUUGCCAUAGGCUCUUAGAGUCAUUGAAUUGGAACCUGGAGUUGGCCAGCUCAGUUAUAAUUGAUGAAGCAAAUAACAUGAAAAAAGCACGUGUUGAAAGCACUGUCUAAAUAUAGCUAUUCAUUUUGUGCAUAGAUAAAAAAUACUUUCAGUAUGUAUCUAUUUUAUGCAUUUAUAAAUCAUAUUUAUGGUAACGGGUGCAAAAAAUGAUGAGAAAGAUUUGUUGUAAUAUAGAAAAAUUGUAUUGAAUUUGUUGCUUCAACUAAGUUACUAGUAUAUUACUAAUACAACUGUAGAAAAAAAAAUCUGCCACAUGUGUGUAAAAUCUCUACCUAAUUGGUUAGAGAAAUAGUUCUAAAAUAUCACUUUGGUCAAAUAUUAUGUUUUGUCAAUUAAAACUAUAGUUCCAAUACAGUGGACUAUGUUUUGAGCUUGGUAAGCCAUGACCUUAGCCAUUAUAUUUCAAAUAUGAUUGAUCUUUUUUUUUCUAGUUAAUUGGCAUUUGUGUUUAAAUUAGUAUAAAAUUCAGUUGUAAAUAUUUGUUCAUAUCUUGUACCUGCUAAUGUAUAGAUUUCACCUAUCCGUCCAUACAAGUCAUAAGUUGAAAGUCAUACAUAUAACUUGUCUUACGUCUAAGAGAUCUACCCCAUUUCUACAUACUAGGAAAGUACAGAAAACAAUUGUAGAAUGCUGUGUCAUUGGUGUCACAGAUGAUGAAAUCGUGAUUAUUAAGCUCAGUUAUCUACAAAAGUUACUCACUUGACCUGGUAUCAUAUUGCAAAUAAUUGCAGUGUUUUUCCAUGACAAAGACCAGUGACUAUUUUUGUUUGAUUCGCUAACACUCUUAUUGAUGUCUCCCAUCUACUGGAAAUGACUUGUUUAUAUAAAUAUUUCCAAAUCAUUUAUUUUUGUUUCAAUGAGUGUCAAGCAAAACAAAAAGCUUUAAACACAAUUGUGAACAAUCGGCAUGUUUUGCCACAACUGCUUCUAUCAUUGAGCAUUAUUUGUAUUUGUCUUCAUUGUCAUGUUCUUUCAUGGACAAUGUGAGAGAAUCAAGUUGUUGUUUGCUGUGUCACAGUCAAGUGGAACUCUGAUUGUUGCUGACGUGUAACAUAGGUCACAUUGUUAGGAUAGAUGAUAUAUAGUGCUCUGAAAAAUAAAUAGCUUUAUCACUGGCUCACUCAGCUACUCUUUGAGCAUGGUCUAAGGUAAAAGUGUAUCACAAAGUAGUUUCAUUGAAACAUUUUCUCUCAUCAAACACACUCAUGAAUUUGUGUACACUUGUACUACCAAUUGUUGUGGGAAGUCAUAUAGUCUUUUAGUUAAACUUCUGGUGUAAUUAACAUUUUAUUAGAUGCUCAUAUUUGUUUUAAAACCCUAGGGAUUCCAGGCAAACUUUAUUGACACAACUUCAAAGAACUGUUUGAUUGUUAGAGGGAAAAUUGUAAUACCUUGAAUCUAUCUACCCCUGACACAAAUCUAGGACAGAAAAAUAGCUAGAGAUUUUAAUAUGAAUUCCUUCUAUUUUGUGAUUGGAUAUUCAUCACAUUCUUUUCUUUUGUUGACAUGAUUAUUUUUUUUUUCAAAUUUUCUUUUAUAUAGCAUAACUUUCAUCUAUUUAAAAAAAAAAGGGGGGCUUUGACCAUCCUUUCAUGUGUGUUUGUCAUUAAAAUGAUUUUAAUGGUAGUUUCUUUAAAUUUGAUAGAAUAGCUCCUUGUGAAAAAGAAAUUUUUUUGUAUACUUGCAAUUGUUGGAAGUGAUUUGUCAAUCUGUGAUGUAAUGUCAGAUGUGCCUCUUCCUAGGUUCAAAGGGAGUUUUAAGAGUUCAUGGUCUAGUUCAGAUUCACUCUAAGCGCUACAUUAAAUAUAUACUAAGAUUACUUCAAGCUGUAAUUCUUUUAUUAUUAAUUGCAGUUAAUUUCUAUCCCUCUGUGAACUUUGAAUAAUAAAAAUUUUAAACUGAGACAUUAAAAUGGUUUUAAAAAAUUUAUAAAUCAAUUAAUUGUCACUGACAAUACCUUGUACCGGUACUUCUAGAAAAAGUCUGGACUGGUAUUAACCAGAAGUAUUGUCUUUUAUAAAAAAGAAAGUAAUACUUUGACUAAAAAUUCAUUCGCAAUAGUUGAAACAAAACCCAAAAAUUUAAAUUUGAGAAUGACUUUGCUUUGAUGAUUUUUGCAAAAUGACUGGUUUGGACAAUGACUUUUCUUUCAUCAUUUGUGCUAUGUGACUUGUUUUGACACUCACAUAGAGUGAAUGGUAUCAAUGACCUCCAAUAGGGUCAGUUGAAUAUCUGUUAUUAUAAGAAACAUCAGUGACCAGCAUUAUCACUCUGUGUUUCAAGUUUGUUAAGCAAAAAGAUCAUGUUUCAGUUCAUCUAUUUAGAUAUUUUGGAUCAUUUUUCUUCUUCAUUCUGUUGUGUCCUGUUCCGAGGCAAACAAAAAUAUUUGUUGGGACAUAAUAGGCAUAGAUUUUCCUCAAAUUUGGAUGAGAGCUGGUCCAUUUUUGGUUUAUUCUACUCUACUUUCUUUUUAGAUCAUUCAUUUCACUUUCUUUAAGAUCAGCAGUACAAGGCUCUUUCAUUGCAAGGCUUUCUCUUGUGCUUCAGGUGAAACUGGUGGCUGAACAAAGUGAUACUGUAUGCAACAUGUUGAAUGUUAUUGUGAUAACACAGACUGCAAAAAAAAACUUGACUUUCUCUUGUGGUCAAACUGUUUCUCAUUGUGAUGCCAUUGUUGAAUCAUUGAUAAAUGUUAGUGGCCUUUAGAGUGUUUGGUGAUGUACUUAUUCUUAUCACCUUUAAACUAAUGUAUCCUUUCAUUUUGUUUGUUGCAUACCGGUACCUAUAUAUAUAUAUAUAUAUAUAUAUAUAUAUAUAUAUAUAUAUAUAUAUAUUAAAAUAGAAUCAACAAUUUUUGUUAUUUUAAGCAUUUUGGAAUGUUAAAAUUAGUUUCUCUUUAAUAAGAAAUACAUUGGUAUACUAAUAAAAAUGUAAAUGGAUAAUUUAAAUCUAGCUGUAAAUGUAUUUUGAUUUUUAUGUUUCUAAUAUUUCUUUGAAAAAUGGAAGAAUAAUUAUUUUUUAUAAAGAUUGGUAAAUUUGAUGUUUCCAUAUCUUGACUUGUAAAGUACUGAAUACUGUAUCAUCUGGAAAUACUCUGCAUGUUUUAUUUAUUUUUGACUAAAUCAUUCUGUAUUAAUUCUGAAUUUAGUUUCCUUGGUUAGACAACAUUUGAACAUGUAGAAUUGUUUAUUCAUCCAUGACCAACAAGUGUAACACAUUGCUAGUCAGUGUGAACAAAACAAAUAGCAUGACCAUCCAUCCAACAAUAACCUGGUCUACUUUCACACAUGUUCAAAUAAACUUGCACCAGAAUGAUAUUGUCAAAAUGAUCUUAACCAAUACUACACAUAUUUAUGUUGCACUAUCCUCUAUGUGUCUAGAUUUGUGUGCUGAAUAUCUUUUUGUUGAAUGUGGUUGUGUCUAGCAUCUUUCUGCAUUCAUAGAUUGUAGGAAACACUAGUGUUUUGAGUAACUCAAUCAUUUUUUGUUCACCCUAUUUGUUGUGUACCCAUAUACAAAUGUAUCAAACAUAUUUUCUCUAUCAUGUUGUGACUAAUAAAUAUGAUUAUUAAUGAUAUGAAAUGGGAUUAAUCAUUUAUUUUUGGAAAUACACAUCAAUGUAUCUAUCUAUGUAGCUUUAUGAGAUGAACAAUUUGAAAAAAUCAAAAUUUGUAUGUUGACUGUAUUUGUCAUUUGACUACUAUUAGAAUCAAUGAAGAUCAUUGUAAAUCUAGUCACCAAACAUAAGAUUUAGAACAUAACUAAAAAAUACAUGGAGAAAAAUGGAACAUAACUAAAAAAUACAUGGAGAAAAAUGAGCUAAGUUCCUUUCAGUGUUUGAAUUUUUUAGUCUAAAGCAUUAUUCAUGUGCUAGGAUUCAAUUUUCACACAACUUUUUUUGAAGAAAUGUAUAUACCAAUCAUGCCUUAUUUAAAAAAGAAAUAUUCUCAAAAAUGUAAGCAGACUCCAGCAUCUCUUUCCCCCCCCCCCUUUUCCUUUUGUUAACCCUUGUCUCAGUUUCACAGCUCAUCUUCAUUGUGAUGUUGUUAAGUAUAUGUAACACAGAGGUCAUAACCUUUAACCUUAAUACUCAAAAUGUUUCAUUGCUAAUUAUUGCAUUUUUAAAAAUAUAUUGUGUCUGCUUGUUGUUUCAGUGGAAAUGCACUGGAGAUGAAAAAAAAGGAGGGGGGGGGGGGAGGGGGGAUAACAACUAAAUAGAUGUUUCUUUUGAUUUUUGAUUAAACUGACCUAUCACGAGUUAAAAAAAUAAUUUCAGACCCUGACAUAAUUGUGUAAUGUCAUUGUAUACUGGAACAUCAUCAAUCAAAUCAGUUAGAGAUUAAAAAAAAAAGAAACAGCCUUUGAAAUACAAUAAAAGAUCCUCAUUUGGAAAAAUCACACCAUUUAGUUUAUUUCAUUCUGUUAAUUUCAAAUUUUGCUAUAAUUUAUGAAACAACACAAACCUAAAACUGUAAAUAUAUUUUUUUUAAGGACAUGGGAAAUGGCUUUUAUUAUUAGAAUGUCUAAUGCUAAUUGCUUGAUAGAAAAGAUACUUAUAGUAUAAAAACUUUAAAGUAAGGUAAAAGCUAGACAGUCCUAAUAUAUAUAUAUAGUUUAAAAAUCACACUAUAUUUGAUUCAGUUCAGAAAUAGUAUUCUAGUGCAAAAACAAAAAUACAAAUGCAUAAAGAAUAUGUCAAGAACUAUUUACAGCAUUUUUCUAAUUUUCUGUAUAUUUUUCCUGUAACUCAAAUGACAUUUAAACAUAAUUAUCACCAUCAGUAUCUCUUUUUAUUUGUUUCUUUAUCUCAGUCAUAGGAUUUAUUUUCUUAUAACUAUUUUGUAUGACUUAAAAAUAAAAUCUUCUAAAUACUGUAUAUUUUUUAUUUUUUUAAAAUUGGAACAGCUUUCUUAAUUUUUGAAUUUUAUACUGCCAGAAAAUGUUUUUCUUGCGAUAUUUUAUUAAAUAAUGGAAAUAUUUAUAUUCUGUGUAUUUUUUUCUGAGACGCUAUCUUAUUAUGGUUUAUGGUUGUAGCUUUAUACCUUGAAACUCAGUUUUUGUCUUGCUUCCCUUUAAUUAAUUCUCCAUUAAAUAUUUGCUAAAGCACUAUAUGUAUUUUGAAACUUUAUAAUUGUUCACUUUUGCAUUGAUGUAAGUUGCACAUGUAUGUUAAAAUGUUGCUUAGAAAUAAGCCAAAAGUUAAUUUUAAUUUAAUAUAAAAAAAAAAGCAUUAAAUUAUUUCACCACUACAAUUUUUUUUUUCUGUUAUUUCAUUGUUUUCUAUCUUCAGUAAGAAUCACUUGUCUGAAUUUAUUUCACUGAAUAUGUUACAGCACUGUACACUGUACUUUUCAGGCAAAGUAGAAAAUAAAUUCAAAGCUUUUAGCUGUCAAAAUGUUUUAGUGUUGAUUGGAUUUUUUUUUUUUAAAGGCAUCUAAGGCAGUUAGUUGGUUUUUAAGGUGCAAUUAUUUAUUGUAUAGGCUAGUUAAUGCUAUCUUUGAAUGCCAAUGUUAUUCACCUUAUUCUCUGAUAUAUUUUAUUUAUAAAAACAAAACAACGUGAAUAUUUUCAGCAAAUAAUUUUAAACUGUCAAAACAGGGCAUAGUGUAAAAUGUUGUGUUACAAUAUAGUUCACUUGUCUCUUUUAAAUGUCAUUUACAUUUUUAUUCAAUGACAAAAGUGAUCACACCUUUUUUGAGUUGAAUCAUUUCAACUUUUUUUCUUGACAAUUAAUUAAGCCAAGGACAAUUACAAUUUAUAUCUGCUAUUAUUGUAAAAAGGAAAUAGAUCAGACAACUUCAGAGCCCCAUUACAUUUACCCACACACACAAGAGGCCCUUAUAAUCAAAUAGCACACAAUUUUUCCUUGGCACAGUCUUCAAAAGAGCUGACAGCUCAGCAGCAAAAAGCUGGCUAGAAGAAGAUAAUUAAUUGUAUAAAAUUAUGAGCAGAAGGAUGGCUUCCUGGUUGUGUGGUAUGUCCUCUGGACUGACUUUUGGUGCUCUCGAUGAUCCCAGGCCAUUCCCUAUUGUCCUGUUUUGGGCACAGAUGUCCUUAUUUUCCAAUCUGAAGGAACAUCUGAAACAUGUAAAACAAAACAUUUUGACUAGGACUUGAGAAGGCUGAAUGAAACCUUCCCUUAUGUCAGAUAACAAUAUUUGAACAAUGUAAAACAUCUGCUAGUAGCUUACUUGAUGCUAAAUGAAUUAUUAAAACCACUUGAUCAUGGACUGAAUAUACAAAUUAUCAUUACUCUCGUUCUCUUCAUAUUGUUGUAAAAAUAGAUUUAGACUUCUCAACAAUGUUUUCCUGUUAACUUGACAGUAGUUUAAUGUAGCUGACAUCUAUUCUCCUUCAAUAAUUCUAAAUCUAUAUUUACAUUAACUCUGGUGUUACGGUCUAAUUGCCUGAGUAGAAAAAAAUUGACCUUUAAAAUUAUGUGAUUUAUUAAUUUUUGUUUGUUUGUUUGUCCUUAGAUAUAUGUGGUAAACACAUGAAACUGCUUUAAAAUGUACAUAUGUUUAUAAUGUACUAUAUAUAUAUAUAUAUAUAUGGAUUAAAUGUUAAUAACUUUAUACAUGUCUUAAAGCAUGAUGUAGUCAAUGUAGAGAAAUAGUUGACUGACCAGUGCUAGUGCAGUGAGAAUGCGGCUGUGUACUACAAAGAAAUGAUAAAAUUGAAACUAGGUUGCUUAUUUCUUUUUGAUAGAAUCUAAGUCUAGAUAUAAAUUUAAUACAAGUUAUCUAUAUCUUUCCUUAAAUAUCUAGAUUUAAUACAAGGUAUCUAUAGAAUAAUAUAUCUGUCCUUGGAGAUCUAGAUUUAAUAACCAGGUAUCUAUAGAAUAAUAAAUCUGUCCUUAGAGAUCUAGAUUUAAUAGCAGUUACAUUUAUCUAUAAAAUAAUAUAUCUGUCCUUAGAGAUCUAGGCAUGGUCUGAAAGACAUAUAAAUGGUGAGUUUGGUCUUUUGUGGCCUUGUGAUAUGCCCUUAGGAUUGUCAUGAAGUAGGUUUGGACUAGGGCAAAACUUUUCUUUCAAGAAAUAUCUGAAACAUUUUUAAAAAGUCCAUGGUAGAUACUACCAUAGUAUAAAUAAAGGCUUGGUAUCAAAGUGAUUGUGCACCUUGUUAGUGAACUGAUAGUUUUGGAUGUACACUUGAUAGGUUUAAUCAGCCCCUGAGUUUACCAUAAUGCUUAGCAGAGGAGAGUGAAUAUGGAUGUUCUACUCACAAAUGUUGGUCAUAGAAACUGAUCAAUUCGAAUGUUCUUCCUCUGCUAUCGAACACAUAGAAGAAACAGCCUGCAUUCCUAUGUGUUUAAGUAUAAGCUGUAUUGUGCAUGCAACUUUCCUUCAGUUGAUCAGGAAAUGGAACAAAGUUGUGUCUCAACAUGAUCUGGCUGAGGUCUUGAACAUUCAGUUAAUGACAUAUCUGACUGGCUAAUUUUGAUUCAAAUCUUUCAGCCACUGGUCUAGCUUUCUUUUUUGGGUAUGAUGUGUAAUGACCAUAUUUGUAUACCUCCAAUAAAGACUAAGUCAUUGCUUAUGUAUAAUUAUAAAUACUAAUGAUUCUGAGGGUGCAAUGCUUGUCGACUUUUUUUUUAGCAUUUUAUUGAAAUUUAAUUAACCUUUUUUUUUCAUUUCUAGAAAGGUAAAAGUGUCCUUUCAUUUUCCAAAUGGGUGUAUCUUCUAUGUACAAAUUGUUCAAACAUUUCGUAACUCAAAAUCAUUGGUAAAAAGAGAAAAUGUAUAGCUACAUUAAUGUUGGUUCUAGUUAUGUCAAUAUAUUUUGUACCCUAUCUGAAUCUUUAUAAAAUUAUUUUCGCAAAGUUACUUUCAAAUGUGAAAAAAAAAGUUAUUAGGUAAAAAUUCUUAUUUGUAUUUUUGUCUUGUAUGUGUAGGUCUAUGUGAAAAGUUUAUGUACGUGUAAUAUCAUCACUGGUAACUUUAGAAUUCAUAGUACAGAGAUGGUUCUAAUCUUAUGGGCUGUAUUUGUUCUACUGAUCAAUGAAUGAGUCACUAUUCACCCUGGUCAAGUAUUACUCUCUAUGACCCAAACCCAGUCGGCAUGCUCGCCAAGCAGACAGACAACCCAUUUUGGUUUUAACUUCCUUUACUAACCAUCACUAACUUCCCCUGUCUUCACUGUUAGUAGUAGAGUUGAGACGUGUACUUGUAGAAUGAACAACAAAAUAUCAAAAUAGUCAUAUUUAAAUAUUAAAUGUAGUUGUUUUGUUCCUAUCAAUUACUUAGUAAUUUAUACAUUCGUCACUUGAUGGCUUGAAGACUUUGGAUAGUCAAAGAGCCCCCCCCCCCCUUUUUUUUUUUAUAAUGAUUCUUACCUUAUAUAUGUUAGCUUUAUCUUUUUAACAAAAAUAUCAUGUUUUUUUUUUUUUUUUGCAUAACAACAGUCACUUUUCGAUUUAUUAUUUUUUUUUGUUUGUUAUCAGCAUUCAUAACAAACAUUUUUAGUACGAUUACUAACAACAAUAUUGUUAAACCGAACUUUUAGAUGACAGAAAUAAAAUUCAGAAUGUAGGCCUA